Molecule: messenger RNA, 3421 nt
Organism: Anguilla rostrata (American eel)
Lineage: Eukaryota; Metazoa; Chordata; Actinopteri; Anguilliformes; Anguillidae
Gene: epm2a
Product: EPM2A glucan phosphatase, laforin
Exons: 4
Coding region: 528-1481 (317 amino acids)
Biological process (GO): protein dephosphorylation
Cellular component (GO): cytoplasm; nucleus
Molecular function (GO): carbohydrate phosphatase activity; protein tyrosine phosphatase activity; starch binding
Source: RefSeq, a predicted model, not a curated record
UUUCCUGCAUAAGGCAGUUUUUGAGGCAUGCGCCUCUUUCCUGAUGACAGACGAUAUUCCAAUGCAUUCGCCACAAAAAUCAACACUUCAAAUCAAAGUCUUUCGAAAGGAAACAGAAGACCAGCUUUUCAAAACGCCCAACUAAUCCAUGUGCUAAAAAUAAAUUGUCCUCUCGCAGCCACGGUAGUGUUGUGUAACAUGUUUUUAUUUUUAGCUAGUUAGCCCGGACCCAAGCUUUGUUGCUAAUAGCUUAGUUACUUCGGUACCGUAAUACCAAGGUGUUGUAAGGUACUUUAGCUAUCUAACUAGCAAUAUCCGAAGUGGACAUUUAUGCAUUUAGUAUAACUAAAGACAAAGAAAACAUGUUGUGCAGUUCGUGUGGGUAAUGUUGGCUCUUUUGCCUACUCUCGAGUUCUGUUCGCCAUCGAGCAGGCUGCAUAGGCGGGUUGUCAUUGCAAUAUUUUAUUUUGGUUCACGACUUUGAGUAAAUACUCUGCUCGUCUGCGACCGUCAUUUGAAAGAAAAAAAUGAGGCUAUUUAGGUUCGGCGUCAUACUGACUCCAGAAUGCACGGACGUAGAAGUGUUUGUGUUGGGGUCACGGCCGGAAAUGGGACACUGGGAUCCGAAUAAAGCCGUAAAGAUGAAACCGGCGAAUGCUGUCCUGUCCACGUGCGAGCCCUGCUUCUUCAUCGGCGAGGUUUUACUGUCGGAGCCGUAUAAAGAAACCUUCUGGUUUAAGUACAUAAAACGCGUCGGCGGCAACAUGACCUGGGAAGGCAACGGCCCCCACCACGACCGCAGCUGCGAGUACGACAAGAGCAACGUGGUGGACGGGGUCCACUGCCAGCCCGUGAGCCACUGGAUCGAGGCCGGCGGCCACACGGACGAGAUGAAGCACACCACCAACUUCUACUUCGGCGUGGCCGGCCACCAGGCCAUGCACUUCUCAAGGGUCCUCCCCAGGGUGUGGCUGGGCAGCUGCCCCCGGCGGGUGGAGCACGUGACGGUGAAGCUGAGGGAGGAGCUGGGCGUGACGGCCGUGCUCAACUUCCAGACCGAGUGGGACGUGGUGAGCAACUCGCACGGGUGCCGGCGCGACACGUCCCGGGACAUGACCCCCGAAACCAUGGCCGACCUGUACAGGGACUGCGGCCUGGCCUACGUGUGGAUCCCCACCCCCGACAUGAGCACCGAAGGGAGGGCGCGCAUGCUCCCCCAGGCGGUCUUCCUCCUGCACGGUCUCCUUGACAACGGGCACACGGUGUACGUGCACUGCAACGCGGGGGUGGGCCGCUCCACUGCCGCCGUGUGCGGCCUGCUGCUCUACGUCCUGCGCUGGAGCCUGCGCAAGGUGCAGUACUACCUGACCGCCAGGAGGGCGGCGGUCUACAUCGACGAGGAGGCCCUGCUGCGCGCCGAGGGCGACUUCCUGCUCAAGUUCGGACGCCUCCGGCCUGCCGUCCACGACGUCGAGACGUGACCGGGGCGCCCCGGAGGGGAGGCGUUCGGGGGGGGCGGAGCUGUGGGGCGCUCUGGUCAACGUUUGUUUUUCGGGAUUUAGGGGUGGAAGAGCAGUCCUGUGUCCUCACCCCCCGUUCUGUGCUGUGCUCUCGGCUUCUUUGUUUUUUGCCCCCCCCAGCGUAGAAAAAGCCUCUAAAGUCCCCGUAAAGUGCGCUGUUUUGAUUCUGCAUGACGCCUUUUGCUUUCCAAAGGGCACCGUUUGUUUUCAUUUCGUUUUCAGCGCGUGAGAGUUUGCCAGAGGGCAGAUUUAUUUCAGCGAGGCAUCGCAGCUCCUCCCCGCGAGUCUGAAAACCCGGCUGGCAUGGCGGGAGGCGCCCCGGAGCCGCUCUGCCCGGAGUCGCGGUGAACGAGUUCCGACACGCCGCUUAUCGCGGCGUCGCAGACGGCGUUCCGUAGUAAACGACCGCUCUGUCGUCCGUCAGCUUCAAUUUAUGACACGCGGCUACGCGUCAUUCAUCCCUGGGAGAGAAACGAGGGGGGGCGUGGCUGGAUUCAGGGCUCGUCUUUUAACCAGUAACAUACGGCUUCGGUGCAUUCAGGAUCUCACAGGCAGCCGACACGUUCUCUUCAGAGCACGCUUAAAAGUUAAGAUAAUAAAUAUUGUAUUUUAACAGUAAUCAGUAACAUGGAACAGUGUCCUCUAAAACCUUCCAGCUCAUGACAGAUUUGACGGCUUUGAAAAAUAAACAUUUCUUUUUGUUUGUCGGACGCCGUCGUGAUGUAUUGGUGACUAAAUUACAGAUUCCCGCGGUAAAGAGAUGUCUGACAGCUGCAGAGUUAUAGCUCUGGGGGGGUUACAGGAAGUGAUGCAAUCAGGGACAGCUGAAGGGGUCAUUCAGGAGGUCACGAGUCAGUUAGAAUUUAAAAAGAUGCAGGUCAGCAUGCUGAGAGGCCUUAGCAACAGAGAGGUCAGAAACAACGAGAGGUUAGCAACAGAGGUCAGAAAGAAAGAGAGGUUAGCAACAGAGAGGUUAGCAACAGAGAGGUUAGAAAUACAGAGGUUAGCAACAGAGAGGUUAGCAACAGAGAGGUUAGCAACAGAGAGGUUAGAAAUACAGAGGUUAGCAACAGAGAGGUUAGAAACACAGAGGUUAGCAACAGAGAGGUUAGAAAUACAGAGGUUAGAAACAGAAAAGUGCUUUUCUCCUGAGAAUCUUUCCACAGGAAUUUUCUGAAUAGAAAAAUAUUAUUUCUGGCUCACGGCAACAAAAAUACGCCACGGUGUGUACCUGCUUUCUAGCAAAGCUCAAAUAAGGUGACUUUCCUCCCCCGCCCCACCCCCCCCCCCCCUACCGUCCCGCUCCAGCUGUGCUGUAAGAUAUUUGAACCUUAAUGUGUGCACAGAGAGCUGAGGAACCCGCAGGCUCCCGCGCUUCAAGCUCAAUCCGUCGGAUAAAAGCGACGCACGGCAGGCUCCACUGUUUUCUCACGCUUGUUUACUUCUCUCUCUCUCUCUCGCACGCUGUAACGUAUUCAGGUGCGUCUCAUGAAUAACAAAAACGCCGAGCCUGACCCACUCCAAAGCGUGCUCCCCCCCCCCCCCCCGCCACCCCCCCCCCCCCUCAGGUAAAAAGAUGGGAGUUGCUUUUCAAUUCCAGCAGUCCUCGGCGAGAGUUUUUUCCCCCACCCUUUGAAGACGGUCCGUAGAUUUCAUUAGCGGUGUGGCCGAAACCGAAAGAGGUAGCACCGCACACAAGAAAGGGAAUGGGGGGGUGGGGGGGGAGCGCGGCGAGUUCAAAGGAAGAGGUGUUUAAAUUGGAUAGGGAGACAGAAGGGGGCUAAACCUCCCAGAUAAUGCAGCGACCUGACCGUGACUCUGCAAGAGGGAAGCACAGCCCAGAGACUACAGAACUGCCAAGCAGACUGCUGUAGAGUGCACACCAGCGUUUGACCAGGCUA